Rubroshorea leprosula is the source of this 808-nucleotide messenger RNA. The record is from the annotation of a GenBank genome assembly. NCBI's taxonomy places the organism in Eukaryota, Viridiplantae, Streptophyta, Magnoliopsida, Malvales, Dipterocarpaceae.
AAAUCCAAAAGAAUGAUUUCGGAGCAUCAUAAUAACAUUAUGGAGGAGCAACCCCUUGACCAUCAUCCAUGGCUAGGGCAACUGUUGAAGUCCAAUUUCAAGAAGUUCUCAUGUAAGAAUCAUGGCUUCACACUUAACCACUUCUGCACAGAUUGUUUGGGACUCUUAAUCUGCGAGAAGUGUGCUAAAUGCAAUGAACACCGUGGUCAUGGAAUUAUUCGAGUUUUCCAAUCUUCAAGGCAAGAUGGAAUUCAAAUUAAGAAUCUCGAUAAUCUGUUAGACGUAUCACAAAUUCAUCCCUACGUGAUUAAUGGUGCCAAAAUAGUUUAUAUUUAUCGAAGACUAUAUAGCAGCAAUAAAGAUAAAGCGAAACUAGGAGGUUGUAGCAGAGCCAGCGGCCGUCGUAAGUUUUGUGUAAGGUGUGGAUUUGAACUGCAAUCAAAAAAAGAGGAGCCUGAUUCCAAGUUCUGUUCGAUUGAAUGCAAGUAUAAAAGUGUUUGUGGAAGAAGGCAUUCACCAUCACCACAGCAGAUAGAUGAAACCGACACAGGUGAUGAGAUGAACAAUGAUGAAAUUGACAUGGUGGAUGAAAUCGACCAUGAGAAGAGUUUGAGGAGAAGACCCAGAAAAGCAUAUCACCCAAGUAGAUCUCCUUUCUUUUAAAAAUUUUCCUAGCUUGCUUCACAUUGCUAUGUAUUUAUUAGAUAAUAUGAUUGUGAGGACGUACGUACCAUGCAUUUGCAAUAUUGACAGCUAAUGUUUGCUUCAAUUCAAUAGAGAUUUGGCCUAACAAAUUCAUGUACCCACU